AUGCCUUUCGCGGGGCGGCAUCCAACCUCCAAAAAAAAAAAAAACCAUGAUCCGACUUUAACGCCCGACUCUCCUCUCCUCUCCUCUGCUCUCCUCUGCUCUCCUCUGCUCUCCUCUGCUCUCCUCUGCUCUCCUCCCCUCUCCUCUGCUCUCCUCCCCUCUCCUCUGCUCUCCUCCCCUCUCCUCUGCUCUCCUCCCCUCUCCUCUGCUCUCCUCCCCUCUCCUCUGCUCUCCUCCCCUCUCCUCUGCUCUCCUCCCCUCUCCUCUGCUCUCCUCCCCUCUCCUCUGCUCUCCUCCCCUCUCCUCUGCUCUCCUCCCCUCUCCUCUGCUCUCCUCCCCUCUCCUCUGCUCUCCUCCCCUCUCCUCUGCUCUCCUCCCCUCUCCUCUGCUCUCCUCCCCUCUCCUCUGCUCUCCUCCCCUCUCCUCUGCUCUCCUCCCCUCUCCUCUGCUCUCCUCCCCUCUCCUCUGCUCUCCUCCCCUCUCCUCUGCUCUCCUCCCCUCUCCUCUGCUCUCCUCCCCUCUCCUCUGCUCUCCUCCCCUCUCCUCUGCUCUCCUCUGCUCUCCUCUGCUCUCCUCUGCUCUCCUCUGCUCUCCUCCCCUCUCCUCUGCUCUCCUCCCCUCUCCUCUGCUCUCCUCCCGUCCCCUCUCCUCUCCCCCACAAUGGGCAAAUCAUCCAAAGACAAGCGGGACGCGUACUACCGGCUCGCCAAAGAGCAAGGCUGGCGCGCCAGAAGCGCCUUCAAGCUCCUCCAGCUCGACCAAGAGUUCAACCUGUUCGCCAACGUGACGCGCGUGGUCGACCUCUGCGCCGCGCCCGGGUCCUGGUCGCAGGUGCUGUCGCGGGUUCUCAUCCAGAAGGAGCAGUUCGGGCACAGGGCGUGGCAAGACGACGAAGCCCGCCUCCGCCGGGCCAUGCUGGGCGUCGUGCCGGCGUCGACGACGAGCCCGGCCGGGGGGUCGAGGUCUGGGGCGACAUCCCCGCGCCGGCCCUGCGACGACGCCAAGAUCAAGAUCGUGGCCGUGGACCUGCAGCCCAUGGCGCCGCUGGCGGGCAUCACGACGCUGCGGGCCGACAUCACGCACCCCGCGACGGUGCCGCUGCUCCUGCGGGCCCUGGACGCGGACGCGGACGCGGACACGGACGCGGACCCGGCGCCCGGCGGCAGGGCCUCGCGCCCCGUGGACCUGGUGCUGAGCGACGGCGCGCCCGACGUCACGGGCCUGCACGACCUGGACAUCUACGUGCAGAGCCGGCUGCUGCUCGCGGCGCUGAACCUGGCGCUGUGCGUGCUCCGGCCGGGCGGCACGUUUGUCGCCAAGAUCUUCAGGGGCCGCAACGUCGACGUGCUGUACGCGCAGCUGGGCGUCUUCUUCGGAAAGGUGGCCGUGGCGAAGCCCAGGAGCUCGAGGGCCAGCAGCAUGGAGGCCUUUGUCGUGUGCUCCGACUUCAGGCCGCCCCCGGGCUUCCGCGCCAGUCUGGAGGAGCCCCUGGGCCUGGGGGACGGGCUGGACGCCAUGGUCAAGGAGAGGGAGCUGCAGUUGCCGGCUGCGGCUCGCGCGGCCAUGCAGAAUCCGCAGACGGGCGCGUGGGAUUGCACCUGCGCCGCCGGGGCGUCCGUCGCGGGCGUCGCUGCGCCUGCUUCUCCUGCCGUGACGGAGAUGCACGUCCAUGACGACACGAGACGUGCCCGUGGCACUUGCACUGGCACUGGCAGCGGCAGCGGCUCAAGUACGCGAUGGAUUGCGCCGUUUGUUGCUUGCGGAGACCUGUCAGCCUUCGACUCCGAUGCGUCCUAUCUGCUCCCCGAGGACCACGUCUCUCUGGAUCCCGUGCAACCUCCCAUUGCGCCGCCGUAUAAACGAGCCAUUGAAUUGAGGGCUGCACAAUCCAGGGCUGUACACUAA
Molecule: messenger RNA, 1905 nt
Organism: Metarhizium album ARSEF 1941
Lineage: Eukaryota; Fungi; Ascomycota; Sordariomycetes; Hypocreales; Clavicipitaceae
Product: tRNA (uridine-2'-O-)-methyltransferase TRM7
Exons: 2
Coding region: 1-1905 (634 amino acids)
Biological process (GO): tRNA methylation; cytoplasmic translation
Cellular component (GO): cytoplasm
Molecular function (GO): tRNA methyltransferase activity
Source: RefSeq, a predicted model, not a curated record